AAGGAAAAUGGUGGCGGGCCGUUGUCCCUCCUGAAUGUGAUGCAGUGAUGAGCGUUUGGUUCAUUGUAUCUUGAAAAAAGAGAAGAAAAAUGGUUUCUGCAAAAGCUUACAAAGUUCAAGACGUAAACAGGAAGAAGCGUGUUGGGAUUGUGGCGAACAGCUUGACCGAUCUGAAGCAUAAAGGUUCAACAAAGUUGGCGGUUCCCGGCGAUUGCAGAGUGUGCCUCGAAGAUGGAACAGAAGUUGAUGAUGAAAGCUAUUUUAAAACUCUUCCUGCGCAGACUGUCUUUGUGUUUGUUCGAUCAGAUGAGACAUGGCACGGAUGUAAGUAAAAAAAUUGAAGAGGUCAAUGCCAGUGAAGGUGUAUGAAGUGUCGAAGUUAAUCGAUCUAUUUUCCUAAGCAAAACAGGACAUUAAUAUUUAAAUGUAGCUGAAACGUUCUGCCGGCUGUCCUUUUCCAGCCACAAUUCUUCGAAAGAACACACUACAUGACUGUAUUUCCUUAACGUCUUGUAACAACUCAAUCUACUGUGUAUGAUCUAAAAAUGAGGUACAUAUUUGAACCCCCCCUCCCUUUCCCCGUAUGACUUUAGAUUCACCAUCCCAGUAUCAACCACUGUCGGGAAAUUUGUGCCUUUCCAGGGCAAAUGGGUGUGCCAAAUGUCCUGGAUAUUUUUGUUGUUGUAGUGGGGGUUUGUGGGGCUGUUAGGGUGGGUGUGAACUUGGAGAGAGAACUUUUUUCCCUUACUAUUACUUACUCUAUUUGAAUUUUGAUUGAUCCAUUAACUGAUUUCUAAAGGUACCAUUUUAAAAGCGUCCCGCAAAUUCAUUAUAUUUUUGGUAUUCUUACAUGCAGUCAGAGAUACACCUGUAGUUUUACAUCCUGAUUAAUAAAACUGAUUUUGCAUUCUGUCCCAUUGAAAGUAAGUGAUCUUGGCAUAAAGCAGACUUUUUACUUCUCACAUGUUUUUAAGAGCAAUAGUUGCUCCUACCAACUGGUUAAAAUAAUUUCAUUUUUGAAAUGUUUACACCAAACUUAUGUACAGUAGGAAGUUCAUUAAGAAGUUCAUUUUAUCGACUGUAACAACUCUGCAGCUACCAGUAGUUUGUGAAAGAAACUUUAAACAUUAAAAAAGAAAUUGAAAGAAGAUGAAAUUGAUGUAUCUUUGCUUCAUUAUUAGAUGUGACGGUGCUUAAACAAGCAACAGAGAAGAUAUUCAAGGCCAUGUCUCAGCGUGACAGAAUGAUUGAGCAGAUUUAUGAUUUCAUUCAUGGUUCAGAAUCUGAUGAAAUGUACUGUGUUAUGGUUGAACUGGUGAACCGUCUUGAUGAUAACAUUGAUGCUGAGGAGCGCAGCGAAGAUGUGACCUGGUUUGAUGGGCUAAGGCAGUCAUUUAACACUAAGGAAGAUGCAAUGCGAGAUGCUGCAAAAUCCAGAAUCAGAAAGUAUUUUUCUAAUGCAAAGGAAUCUUUUGAGAAGGUAUUUUGUGCAACUGUCUGUAUUUAUCAGAAUUCAGCUAUGUGAGUUUACUUUAAAUGCUAGACUAAGUGCCCAUGAUGUGUAUUUAAUUUUUUUGAUUUGAGACGGGGAUUGCAUUUUGAAGUAGGUCACUUAUUUGAAGGGGAUGGGAGUUCUUUUGUCAUUCAUUAUGAUUUUGACUUCAAGAUGACACUUGUCUUUGUUUUAAAUUAAUGAAAAAUUCUACAACAUUGAGUUAAACUAGAACAUAUCCUUUGGCAAUAAUUAUACUAAAAUAUUUGUGUGUGAGGUUUAUAUUGAUUCUUGGCUUCAAUAUUUUGUUGUAAUUAAAUUCACUUGCUUUCCUAGGGCGCUAUCAUCAGAGAAGUACAUGUAGUGUCAUUAAUAUCCAACUCAGGGCUCAAAAAAAUCAAGUCCUAACCAGUAGUUUGGGACAACUAGUUAGAUUUUCUUGCUGGGCUAGUAACUUUUAAGUUUUACUUACCCAAUGGACAACAGUGUUCUCCUUGAUUUUAGCUCAGCAGGUACAUGUACAUGUGCCUGUAUGGGACCGUUCAUGGCCAGUGAGGCCAAAAAUGCUCCAGAGGCACACCUUCCUGGGGAGGGGGAGGGGUGAUAGGGGGUAGUGGAGUGAGGGACAUACAGGUGUAGCCCUGCUCUCGCUGGGAAAUUUAGGACCUAAGUUCUCUAAAACGUCAUUCCCUCAUUUCAAGACCUAUUUUAUGCAAAUCAGCCUUUGUCAUCUCUAUACAACAAUUUAAAAGGUUGGAUUCCAAUAAUUUUACUCUGUCUUCAUUGUUCUCGUUCCAAAAUGCGCGGCCCAUAAAAGAAAGCUGUGUAUACAUCAUAGUUUAGUACUUUUGCACAUAUUCGCUCUUUUCCUUGAUUGGAUCAGAUCACAACUUGUGAAUUUUUUUAAAAGACAGUAUUCAAUUUUAGUAAACCUUUUAGCAGUUGUAGGCGGUAAGAAUAUUGUUGCUUCAGGUGGGAAAUUUUACCAGUGACUACCUGAUAAGGAGAACACUGGGCAAGAGUCCAGGCAUAUCAUCCUCUGACAAAAUCAUUAACUAAGACGAGCAAAAGGGGGCCACAAGCAAGCAAAAUGUGAGAGCUGCUUGCCCAAAGGACAAGCUAGAAUUUAAGAUUUUUUCGAGCCCUGCAACUGUGCGAUGUUGUCAAAUAUGUCACUGUAAAAUUAUUGUAAAUGUUGCACUUUAUUUUAUAUGGCAUAUCCGCCCUCCAGUAACAGGGCUCGCACAGUCUUGAGAAGUCCUUGAAUUUUAGGGGGAGUCCUUGGAAGGUCCUUAAAUUUGUGUGCAAGUCCUUGAAGUGUCCUUAAACUUUCUUCUGUGUCUAGUGGCCUGGAAAAUGCUUUUUGGUUGUCUGCGGCAGGUAUAAAUCUUAGCUCAGAGAAGUUAAAGGUGAUUUGCAUAAAGCGUUUUUUUGUUUUGUCCCGGAAGUCACUGUCAAUUUAAGACAAGUGAACUGAAAAAUGUAGAGGUUGGUGGAGCAAACAGUUCAAGCCUUAAAGUCCUGUUAGAGUGGACUGGGAAUGUGCAUUUUUGUACAAACUGUGAAAUUACAUUCCUGAAAAUCAAAUGUGGUCCUUGAAAAGUCCUUAAAAAUGGUUGUAAUGUUUUAUAUGAAUCCUGAUUUAAGGAGGAUGAAGGUAGGUGACAUGUUGGAGGGGAGCUAAUUUGAAGGGAGGUGCUUAAUUAAUAUUUUUAGCCAAAACGAGUAUCUAUGGUAAUUACAUGUACUCUUUCUUCACACGGUUAAAGCGAUCAUAAUAAUUUACCUUCUGGCACUUGAAUGAGUUUUGUUCAAUAAUGCUGCAACUAGAGCUGGCUAGUUACUGGAAUAAUACACGUAAGCUCUAGUAGUGUGGUGAAAAGAUGUUUGUUUUUGUUGUUGCUCUGUUUUGUCUUUCAGUUAUUGUAUAAUUUGGUAUUUCAUUGAAAGAGAGAGAGAAAAAAAAAACAAGCAAAACAAACAAACAAACAAACAAAGACACCAUUCUUAUUUAUAGCAUGCUGUUGAAUUAUAUUUUCAGGCAAGUAGAAAAGCUCAGUCACAUCUUUCAAAUACUCUGGAACAAUUUCAAGAUGAGCUUAAGAGACAACAAUACUAUGGAGACUACUUUGCUAGAUCUGCCAGUGAGAAACUCCGUCUCUGCUGUGACAAGGGAUGGUUUAGCUGUGAGGGACCUUAUGAUAAGGAAAACUGCUUCAAGUUACACAAAAUCAAUCCAUAUGGCAGCAAGGAAAGCAGGGUCCUGUUUAGCACUUGGAAUCUGGAUCAUGUGUAAGUUUUCUGUCUAAUUCUUUUUUUAUCAGUCCUUGUUGCUUUAUUGACAGUUUUCGAACCCCCCAUAUAACACUCUGUUCGUAAUCGCCCCUAGACCACUCACUGUCCCCUAUUUUUACGGGCGGCCAUUUUGGUUUCAAAUGUACCGAGUCUAGCCUGGGCAUGAGUAUUAAAUCAAGAGGGUGGGGGAUGAUCAACAUCGACGCCCAGCCGCUGGGGAAAAAAUAAUUGCGGAUGCCACAAGCAUAAUCUCCAGAUUGCUAUUACGCAUCCGCAGCACAUAUAAAGCCAAUAUUCGUUCAGACUUCCACUGAGAAUAGGGACCUUAAGCAUCGACGACGAAACGGAUGACGACGACGCUUCGCAGCCGAGGAAGGGUUUGGUUUUCGGCGGGAAGAACAAAGUUUAAGCGGUGCAGCUUCCCUGACAGACGACGACUUUUUGUAUUUGUCUGUUUUAGUCUUAUUAUGGCACUCAGAGACCUCCGUAAUUUUCUUCUCACAAGCCAUGGCGAUGGUUUAAUCGAUGAUGAUGAUGAACUUUUGUUUUUCUUUAAGAAAUGAUUUUAGAUUUCUUUUCUAUUCUUCGAAAAAAAGGAUGAUUUACACGCAUAAAGCACAAUUUUAUACUUAAGUUUUAGCGAGACUUCGUCCUCGAUCGCUGAAGUUCCGUCGUCCCAUUUCGUCCUCGAACGAAUGGAUUGCAUAGAACGCAAUGUGAACACGCGUGUUUGAACACCCCAUCACUCGUAAUCUGAACGCCGCGUCAUGACCUGCUAUCGCAUGAAAUAAAACUUACACAAAUCACAGCGUUGGAACGAGAGCGUCAGUUUGACCUUCGAUCGAACUCGCCCGCACUCGUGCUCCCUAACCUUUGGUUAGUACUAGCUAUAACGAUAACCAAAGUUUCGGCUUUUUUUACGAAGGGAGGGGAAUACUGACCUGAAACGGUGUUUUGUCUAUGUUUUUCCUCGUCAUAAAAGAAGACAGAAAGAAAACUGAAUCAUUAACUGACUCGAAUAAAUGUUUGGCAUCCAUCUAUCAACAGAAAUAGAUCGUCACGCUAUGUCGCUUUGCUAAAACAGAGAAAAAAAAAAAAAAAAAAAGAGAGAAGAAAGUUCUUCUUGUUCCGUUUAACGCUUAGGAGGUCAGCAAUUAAGAAACCUUCACGCGCGUUUUCACAACGAUGACUUGCUUAUUUUUAUGUACCGAGAAUAUCAGCGUGCACAACCAGAUCGUUUUCUUCUUUUUAUGUUACAUGUAUCAUGACACGUGCUGCAAGUGUGUCAGCUGUUACACGUAAAUCCGGAAAAGGGGGGAUUGAACGUAUCUAUUCAAUAUUGCAAUUACGAUGAGCGCUUUUUCUGGAUUUGCUAUGAAGCCGAGUUGUAACAAGACUGGUGAUUGCCUUGACAAGUCAGGUAAACUAAGCUCAAUGUCGUGACUACCAACAGUAGACUAAGAAUGCCUAAAUAACAAUUAUUUUUUGAUGUGAAAUGAAGGAGAAGAUAUUACGAAGUAAAACAGUUACUCUUUACCGUGAUGGGCGCGCAUUAAAAAGCAUAGAAAAGCAAGCUUGCAUUUCUCCGAGUAUGAUAACCAAUCUCUGGUAUCUUGUAUCGUCGACUGAUUUACAUUUAGCGCUUGCACUUUGAUAUCCGAGACGCGUCUUUCCUCGAGACUGAGAUUUUGCUUCUUGUUUUCGUGGCUUUUAGACCGGUGAGACUUGCCAUUAAGUGGCUCAAAAGAGCUGAAUGAUAAUUUCCACACUAAUACUUUAAUUGAUCAAAACGACCACUCUUGCCAAGUUGAUGAGUCGUAAGGCAAAACGAACGAGGCUCCAUUCGUUCUUUCUUUUUGGCAGCCGCAUACUUUUUUAUGGUUGCCAUGGUAACAGGUUACCCACCUCACCGAAACAAUUACCAUAACCUAUUCGUCAAUAAUUGAUGCCAAUAUUUAGAUAUCAACUAGUGCGGCCAUUAAUCAGUCCAAGUCAUGAUUAUCAAAGUCUAAAAGGCGAUUUUUAGUAGUCGUAGUUUUUGUCAAUGCGUACUGAUACACGUUUCAGCCGAUCACUCAAAGCUAUGUCCCAUUACAUGACAUCAUGUUUACGAGACUUGCAUUCUCGAGCCACUUGUCCUUGGAGAGUGAAAUGAUCUCAUUACACCGGAAAAAGUUCUUGAAAUUUAUGGAGUGCUGUUUUUAGAAACUUAACUUUUCAGCUUAUUCAGCGCACGUUCUACGUCCGGCAAACGGAUAAAGUUCAGUGAUUUAUAGAGAAUAAUAUAUAGAGAGAGAAUUUACGGCUGAAAAACUAGGUUAAUAAACCUUGUAACAUUUACCUACUAAUCUCUCGGAUAAUUUAUAGCUUGUAUUGAGUUUUGUCGAGGUGUCGAACCUGUAGAGAAUGUGCUCUGUAGCCCCUAUUCCAUUAAAUAUGGUACAAGUCUACCAUACAAAAACAACCCGUUUUGUUCGUUUUCUUUUCGUUUUUAUUAUUUUCCAUAAACACUUUAUUUAGUAAAGUGCCCGCUAAGAUUUUGUUUAGUUAAGUUGCGUAUGCCUACAGCUCUAUUUAAGCAAAUCUGAGUAUUUAUAAUGAUCCAUAGUGGUUGAGGCCGUGAUAAUUCUAUAGUUACUUUUAAACACGAAAUGGCUUCUUCCAUUGUCACGUCUCACAACCCCAUAAUUUACAAAGAGAUAGUUAACCCUACUGUGACCGGGCUUUUUCUCCCACAAUAUUCAGGAUAUUUGUUAAAUAAAACUUGUUUUCAGAUCAAGAAAAAGAGAUGAACAUUGAACAAAAUGGUUUCUGAAAAUGUGCCACCUCUGCUCCACGUCUAUUGAAAAAGUGCAUUUUGAAAUAAAAUUAUACUUUGUAUAUCAUUUUAGGGCCUGUUUACAUGGAGCUGGGGGGACCUCAGAUAGGUGAGGUGACAUGUGUGGGGUCACCCCACCUAUCGUGUAAACGUGAUCAAAUCAAAUGACCCCACCUAAAGGGGUUACCUCACUUACCUAGGGUCCCCCACCUCCAUGUAAACAGGCCCUUACCUUCCUUAAGGUUCACAAACUUUGAGCAUGUAUAUGUUUACCAUUAUUGUCAUUGAAGAAACGUUAAUUAAGGAUUAAAGACUUUUAGUUGCUUCUUUGUUUUUUCCCAAUAGAUCAACAGUUAAAACGUUACCACAACUCGAGAGCAUAUUGAAUCUGACAUACCGAGCAGACGUAAUUAAAUCGAAAUAUGCUUUAAAACUAAAGGAAAAUGCCAAUGAAUAUAACAAGCUGUGUGACGAUAAAACUACGAGCAAAAGUUAUAAACGCUCACUUAAGUGGGAGGAAGUGUUACUUCUGUUAUAACGGAUGACCAAUCAUGCAUAUUCGCGGCCAUUGAACUUCCACAAUUUUGUAGAGCAUACAAAGGUUAAAUAUUAAUAAGGUUUUAAACGUUUGUAAACUUUUUCAGGAUUGAGAAAUCGCGACAGAUUUUCCCAACGAUGAUUCAGGCUGCUGAAAAUUGUCCUAGAGGAAAGCAAUUGAACUGGAAGUACUUCUUUGAUCUUCUAUUUACGCGGAAAAAUCUUAAGCUUGUACAUGUUGGUUGCCAUUUUAAAGGAGAGCACGAAGGCUUUGAAUGUCAAUCCAAGCAUUUUUAUACCAAAUCGAAACGUUAGAGCAAGUAUGGCUUUAAACUUUUUUAAUCAAAUACAUGAUGUAGCAAAAUAAUAAUAGUACUUUGUAAGUUAGUGAGAAACAUGAAUCCUCAAGUACUUUCCAGGAACAGUCGAUAGUUAAAUUGAGUUGAAUUAGUUCAGCAGUUUUUUAUUUCCUGUCUUCAAAGCGCUUACAGAAUAACUAAGAAUGUGAGAAACAGCCUCUGCGCCCGUAAACUUGAUACUGAUUUUGCAACCAUUUUGUAUGCUUCUAGGGAGAUAUAAAAAUGUUCACUUGAAAACGAUCCCCCUCUGAAGAAUAUACUUGUCUUCUUAACUUCCGUUUGUUCUUUCACCUUACCACAAGAUGUGUGUAUUUACUUCGUCAUUUAACGCAUUACAUUUUCUUUAGACUGUUUUCCUACUCCUAGGCCUUGUCGGAUGGCUCCUCCUAAAAUGUUCUACAAAUAGUAUAGAAUUUAAUUGAGCAGAAACCAAUUGUGGAAUUGCACACGUUUUAGGCAUCCUACUGAUGAACAUUUACGACGUUUUGAUACAGCGAUUUUCGUAUGACCUUGAAGAAUGGUUUCGGUAAGUGUUCGUCAUUUGUUUUAUCAGCCAAUGGAUAAAAAGUUCAAAACUGGAUAGGCUCUUCGUUUUCCCGCCAAAGAAAACCCAAAUAUGGAGAUGGCAUUGUUCGAUUGGCCAAUCGUGUUGCUGUAUGACGUCAAAGCAAAGAAUCGAUUGAUUUCUAGUAAGUUCUCGUGCGUUCGUGUAACCAACCAAAAGCCACGCGCGUUUGUAUCC
This is a messenger RNA of Porites lobata, 8243 nucleotides long. Lineage: Eukaryota; Metazoa; Cnidaria; Anthozoa; Scleractinia; Poritidae. The record is from the annotation of a GenBank genome assembly.